AUGGAAAGCGUACACCCACUCAAGGGCCUCCUGCAGCUGCAACUCGCUUCAGACGCGUCUGCGGUGCUGCACCUCCCAUAUGUCCUCGAAACCAUCUCUGCCCAGCACUUCGUCCCGUCCCCGCACACUCAGAAAUGGUGCACACGCGUCAACUCCCUCAUACACUCUCGUGACCCCGGCGCACGAUGGAGUGGUCUCUGCCUUGCGUUGCAGACAUCCAUUCACUCGAGGAGCCUCAUGAUGGAGUACGCGACCAGUUGGAUUGGCGUUGCACUUCCGUUACUCUCAAAAGACGAGCCUGUAACGAGCCUUAAGGCGGCCAUCCGUUUGCUCCGACGCAUAUUCUCAAGCGCAAUGGACGUUGCAGAGUUCCAGCGACAAAUAUGCCUCCCGAACGUCCCAAAAUUCAGUGCCGCACUCAUCCCAUUGGCAGACAAACACACUGAUGCAGAUAUCAAGCUACUCGCCUUGAACACCUUGACGCACUUAGUGCCUCUAUUCCCGACCUUGCAUAGGAGCCUGCAUCUAUCUCUCUCGUCGGCAGCUCUUAAUUAUCUGAACGGCUCAACACCAAGGCCAACGCCAGCCCCGCUGACAACUGCCGCCUCACAACUCUAUUCAAUACUGCACGUCACCGGCGGAAAGGUCGGUGCUGCGAACGUAUGGCGCAAGUCACUCGACGACACCUUGGGGUUUGCGUGGAACGCACUUGCCUGCAUGCGGAAGACGUUCCAGCCUGCGGCUCACGGGCAGACUGCUCCCCCUCUCAGCAGCGAAGACCCAGUCGUGGCGAUUCCCCUCAAUCUGGAUCGUCUGCGAGCUGCGGUACGCAUCAUGUGCGACAUACUCCACGCCCCGACGUCGAGACCGGUGGCUGUCCCUGUUGGCCCACUCGUUAAGUUAUGUCUGGCAAUGCUGAGGUGCACGCCGGAACAGAAGGGAGCAGAAGGACACAUUGACCUGUCGACGCGCGCAAUGGAGUUGGCGGUCAUUCCUUCAAUCUGGACUCUGGCAUGCGAAUUAUUGCAAAGCGUUGCGGAGAGCGUACAUCGGCAUCUGCUGCCUUACCUGCCGCAGCUCGCCUCACACCUUGCGUUCCACCUAGAGCAACAGCGCACACCGUCCGAACGUCUCAGUUUCCUGAAGGCGACUCAUGCGUUGCUCACAGCGUGUCCCCAUUUGCAUGACACCAUCACAUCCUCGAGGUUGGCGAGAGCCGUUGCACCUGCACCAUCAGUUCUUCUCUCGACGAAGUCUCAAGGGCAACAGGAUGCAGGUGUCGGUGCUUCAAAGUCAAAGAACCGCAAGGGAAAGAAGAGGGCUCGUGGGUACGAAGGUGACGAAGUCUUCAACGUAGCAGCAGACGUCGUCUGCACCAGCGAAACGGAUGGAAACGUCCUCCUUACGUCCAUAGAUGUCAUUCGGUUGGUACUCCGAAAUUCACAACUCCCUCCGGCAGUGCACUCCCUCUUGUCCCGGGUGCUCUUGGCAGUCUACGUCUCCCUCCCGCAGAUGCAGCCCGCACUCGUGUCCGCAGACCUCUCCUUACAUGGUAAGGUGCACGAGAAGGUCAGAGCGGUGUGCAUCGAGCAGGCAUCAGGCACUAGCAACGUGUUGAGCAAGAGCCUCGGACUGGUCGUCUCGGGCAUGUCCCCCGGCCAGCACGACACGGUGAACAUCAUGCGGGACGUCGAUCUUCUCCUGCACCCACGCGUACCGCCGCUAGUGCGAUCGCUGCCUCACGUAGAGAUGCUCUCCCUGUUUCGCGAGGAAGAAGGCGACGAGGAGGCGGAGAUGCGCAAGGCUAUGGGGCUGGCAACUGCGGAGGAAACUCUAUCGACGCUACCAUCGACUACACAAAAUUUCGCAACGCCACCGGGACCGGCACGCUUUACCCAAAUGGUCCCGGAAACAUCCACUGCGCACAAUACGGCCUCCUCUAGUCAACAACAGACCGAUACAUUACAUGCACAGGGUCUUCCGGUCCCGUCGCAUCCUACGCUGCCUACAGAAACAAGUACGACGUCAGCUCCCUUCACGCCCGUGAUACAGCCAUCGACAGCGUCUGUCCCCUCUGAGGUACGACCGCAGAUGCAGGGGUCAGCGCCGAUGGACGAGGACGACGAGGACGAGCCGAUGCCGACCAUAAACAUGGACUCCGACUCCGAUGCGGACAGCUAG
This is a messenger RNA of Rhodofomes roseus, 2181 nucleotides long. RefSeq names its product rRNA processing/ribosome biogenesis-domain-containing protein. Gene Ontology annotation, cellular component: nucleus. NCBI's taxonomy places the organism in Eukaryota, Fungi, Basidiomycota, Agaricomycetes, Polyporales, Fomitopsidaceae. Bases 1 to 2181 code for a protein of 726 amino acids. Gene Ontology annotation, biological process: rRNA processing. The record is from RefSeq and is a predicted model, not a curated record. The transcript has 10 exons.